This is a messenger RNA of Mercurialis annua (annual mercury), 1383 nucleotides long. RefSeq lists its product as uncharacterized. The coding region runs from base 1 to 1383 and encodes 460 amino acids. The transcript is spliced from 2 exons. NCBI's taxonomy places the organism in Eukaryota, Viridiplantae, Streptophyta, Magnoliopsida, Malpighiales, Euphorbiaceae. The record is from RefSeq and is a predicted model, not a curated record. Gene Ontology annotation, molecular function: nucleic acid binding; zinc ion binding.
AUGUCUGUAGAGUCUGUGCAUGGUCCUGGAAAUGCAUCUUUUAAUGAACAUGAACAUUCUGAGGAUAAUGCUCCACCGCAAGAUGAAAAUCCUUUUCUGGGACAGUUUAUCGAAAUGUUGCAAAGAAUAGCAGCACCUCCGCACCAUCGAGCACAGGAACCAGAAAUUGACAAAAACUAUGAGAGACAGAAGUUAAAAUAUGCAGUGUCAUUGUUUGAGAAGGAUGCUUUGGAUUGGUGGGAAACAGUUACAGGAAGCGGAAAUAGGCCAUUGACUUUAACCUGGGAUGAUUUCCUCAGAGAAUUUGGUGAGAAAUACAUGCGACCAGUGUAUCGUGAUAAAAAGAAAAUUGAAUUCAUGGAACUGAAGCAGAAUGAGUUAUCAGUGGCUGAAUAUGAACUUCAAUUUGUCAGAUUAUCAAAGUAUGCACCUGAAGAGAUAACUACUGAGGAAAGGAAAAGAAGUAAAUUUGAAAGGGGUUUGAACCUUGAUAUUCGAGAGAAAAUUGCUGUUAAGACUCCUACUUAUAGUGCAUUGAUUGAAGCCGCUUUGAGGGCUGAAGAAAUACUAGUUGAAAGGAGCGAGAUAGAGUCUAAAAAGAAGAAAAUGACUGGGACUUUUUAUGCUCCUUCAAGACAUGGUAGUUCCUUUUCUUUUAGAGGAUCAAGUUCAAGUACUAGUGGCUAUAGAGGAAAGGGAAGAGGUCAGUCGAGUAGGCCAGCUUUAAUGCCAUCUGGCAGAGGUGGAUAUACAUCUACUGGGUUUGAUAAUAGACAACGACCAACAAGGUCAGUUAGUGUAGGAUCCACUCCAGUGUGUGCAAAUUGUGGCAGAGUACAUUCAGGGGAGUGUUGGGGAAGAAACCCUAUUGUGUGUUAUAAUUGUCGUCAACCUGGCCAUAUUGUUAGAGAUUGUCCACUCAGGAGAGGUUUGCUUGAAGAAUCUCAAGCUAUGGGUCAGAGUAGUGUGGGUGAAAAUAUACACCAAGUGGGUGUAGGCCGGGGAAGAGGAAGAGGUAAUAGAGGAGGAGGAACAUCUUCAGCUAUACAGUCUGGAUAUACAAGCCAACCUCAUACCCAAGCCAGAGUAUUUGCAGUGACGAGGCAAGAUGCACCUACUGCACCUGAUGUGAUUACUGGUACAUUUUCUAUCUGUAAUUGUGAUGCACAUGUGUUAAUUGAUCCUGGAUCUACAUGUUCAUUCAUAUCACAUGAGUUUGCAUUACGUGUGCAUGGCAUAUUUGAACCAUUGGGACAUGAUAUAUAUGUUUCUAUGCCUGCUUGGGGUGUUAUUAUUGUAAAUACUAUGAUGAAAUCUUGUCCUAUGAUUGUGGAUGGUAUGACCUUACAAGCUGAUUUGGUGGUUAUUAAUUUGAGAGUUUGA